AUGUCGGAUGCUUGGGGCUCAGGGGCAAAAGAAUAUGCUGAAAAAAUACCAAAGGGACCUCCCAAAGACUCGGUUGAUGCUAUUCUUCACACAAUAGAUGGUUUACUACCCUUUGACAACGCCACUAGUAUCUUGGAUAACGGUUGCGGCACAGGGUUGGGAAUGCAAACGUUGAUCAGCAAGUAUGCGGAUCGGCUGCCUGAUCGGACCCGUCUGGUAGCUGCCGAUCUUAGUCCCGGUAUGCUGGAGUCCGUGCGCAGAACAAAAACUGCCCAUGACGGUAACAAGUUUUGGGACAGACUGGAGCUAGAAAUAUGCAACGUGGAGGAUAUGAAUCAGUUCUCGAAUUCCAGUUUUAGUCAUAUCAUCGCCUCACUGGUCCUUUUUUUCGCUGAGGCGGAGCCUGCGAUCAGCGAAGCUUACCGCAUUCUACAACCAGGUGGGGUCAUUGGCUUUACUUCGUUUCGCGAAAACCAAUGGAUGCAACUGCUCAACGUUGCAACAAAAAUAGAUCCAACACUGAAGCCAAAGCCUUUGCCUGCUAAUUGGGCUUCUGCAGAUUGGAUCAGGGCGCAACUUGAAAGUGCGAAUUUCACCGACGUGAAAGUCGAGCCCAAGAAAAUCUACCUCCAAGUGGAUGACGCCGUUGAUUUUGCAAAAUUUAUAGUACGGUCUGGAAUUCAAGCAAUGUCCGGCAUUUUCGAGUCCUUGACAGAGGAGGAAAAAGAUCGUGCGGUGCAAUUGAUCGCCGACGAGAUUGCUGAAAAGUAUCCCGGCAGUCCAGCAAGAAUUCCGGGCGUGCUUUUGGUAUCUAGUGCGCGGAAAGAUAAUGGUGGAGCUCAUUGA
Messenger RNA from Lachancea lanzarotensis, 846 nucleotides. Its product is annotated as LALA0S15e01596g1_1. The record is from RefSeq and is a predicted model, not a curated record. The transcript has a single exon. Lineage: Eukaryota; Fungi; Ascomycota; Saccharomycetes; Saccharomycetales; Saccharomycetaceae. Gene Ontology annotation, molecular function: S-adenosylmethionine-dependent methyltransferase activity. Bases 1 to 846 code for a protein of 281 amino acids.